Molecule: messenger RNA, 1761 nt
Organism: Malurus melanocephalus (red-backed fairy wren)
Lineage: Eukaryota; Metazoa; Chordata; Aves; Passeriformes; Maluridae
Gene: HIPK4
Product: homeodomain interacting protein kinase 4
Exons: 3
Coding region: 1-1761 (586 amino acids)
Biological process (GO): peptidyl-serine phosphorylation; peptidyl-threonine phosphorylation
Cellular component (GO): cytoplasm; nucleus
Molecular function (GO): protein serine/threonine kinase activity; ATP binding; protein tyrosine kinase activity
Source: RefSeq, a predicted model, not a curated record
AUGGUGACACUGGUGGUAGGUGCUGAGUGCUAUGACAUAAUGGCCAUGGUGGGGAAGGGGACCUUUGGACAGGUGAUCCAGGGGCAGUGCAGGAGCACUGGGGAGAUGGUGGCCAUCAAGAUCUUGAAGAACUGUGAUCACGAUGGCCAAAUAGUGAAGAAUGAACUGAGGCUGCUGCAGGCCUUGCGGGAGGGGGACACGAAGGACUCUCAUAUCAUCCAUUUCCUCGAGUCUUUCAGUGACACAGUCUGGACCUACCUGGUCUUUGAGCUGCUGCAGCAAAACCUCUUUGACUUCCAAAAGCAGAACAACUUCUCACCACUGCCUGUCCAGCACAUCCGUACCAUCACAGCACAGGUGCUGGUAGCGCUGGUCAAGCUGAAGGAGCUCUCCAUCAUCCAUGCUGACCUUAAGCCAGAGAACAUCAUGUUGGUAGAUCACCCACGCUAUCCGUUCCGCAUCAAGCUUGUUGACUUUGGCUCGGCYAUCCUCCUCCCUGAGGUCUGCCAUGUCCAGGAGCCCUACAUCCAAACCCGCUUCUACCGGGCWCCAGAGAUCUUGCUGGGGUUGCCCUUCUGUGAGAAGGUGGAUGUUUGGUCUUUGGGAUGCGUGAUGGCCGAGCUUCACUUGGGUUGGCCUCUCUACCCUGGCAAUGAUGAAUAUGACCAGGUAUGCUACAUCUGCUCCACCUUGGGGCUACCCCGGGGUGAGCUGCUCUGCGCUGCCCAGAAGACACGAUCCUUCUUCCAACGUGUGCCACGUUCUGCUGGCACCUGGCAGCUCAAACCACCAGGGAAGCUGAUGGCAAAGCCGAUGGAGAGGAGGGAGCAUAUCUUUUCCUCACUGGAUCAGUUGGCAGUGGUGAAUGUCUGCCCGAUGUCUGAUCCUGAUGAGGAGGAGCUGGCCAAGCGCUGUGAUGUGUACAAGAUGGUGGAGCUGGUCAAGAGGAUGCUCACUUGGGACUCACACGAGCGGAUCACACCCAGUGCUGCCCUUCAGCAUCCCUUCAUCUCCAUGCAGGAGGUGAAGGCCAGCUUUGGGGCCACCCGGUACUACCAGCUCAGCCAGGAAAACCUGAGGGCAUCCUGUAAGGAUUCCAGCUUAGCCGAGAUUUUCCCCAGCACAGAGAAAGGUGCCUUCAUCCCUGCCAGCCAGGGAGGCAUCCAGAAGGCUACUGCUCAGAUGGAUGGGCUCAGCCUGGCUGAGCCGGGUAGGGACACUGGUGACAAGCACCAGCAGGUCACCUGCCAAGCCCCCAGCCCCACUCACUGUAGAAGCCAGUACYAUCAGCAUCACUGGUGUCCACAAACAGAGCCCACUGAUGGUCACUUGACUGUGCUGGGGUCACCCAGCAGAGUGAAGCAGUACAGCCACCACAAUAGCAGCCCAGCCAUUGGUGGCAUCAUGGAACAGAACCUGCCUGAAAGAUGUUACAGCUCAUCCUGUGCCAAGGUGAGCUGUAGGGUCCCAGAGAUUCUGGGACAAAGGGGGCUUGAGGUCCCUUACAUACUUGGGGUCCCUGGUGCCCCAUCUCCCUGGGUGCCUGAGGUCCCCACAAAGGAGCCUGGAGUGCUGCCUUCCCAUCAGCUCUACCAGAAGAACAUUGCCAAGGCAUUACUGCUGGUGAAGAAGUGUCUUUACAUAGGUCACCAGAACAUGAUUGYUGUCAAGAAAAGUCCCAGCACUUGGGUGCUCAUCUGGACCCUGUUUCUGCUCACAUCCCCCACUCCCAACAUCUUUCUCACUGGACUUGGUUUCUAG